AUAGAAACGCCACUUACACCAUCUUUACUGUUAGUAUGUUCCAAACAGGCCCUAUGAGGAAAUUGUUGAAAGUUGCAGAGCUUCUUUGUAAAUUGACUGUACAAAGAAAUUAUAGCCAAGUGUCAAAGGCGAACCAAACACAGAAGAAGAGGAAGUAUAUUCAUAAGAUUGGUAAUCACAAGAAAUACAUGGGAGAUAAAAUACCUCUGCCAGAUGUAAAUGGUGAAGUUUUGUGUGGCAUCCAUCCAGUACAGGCAGCAUUGCAUGCUGGGAAGAGACAGCCUUAUACUGCAUUCUUUAUGGUUGGUUUAUCCAAUGAAAGGUUAGACCUGCUGAGAGAACAGUGUGUAGAGAAACAAGUACAAAUCAUUGAUGUGAAAGGAUAUGUAUUGGACAAUUUAUCUGGAAAUCAUCCCCACCAGGGUGUCUGCUUAGAUGUCUCAAAAUAUAAGACUCCCCAUAUAUGUCUAGAUACAGAUAUAACAAGUGAAAAGCUGUACAGUAGUGAUGGAAAACCCAAUGUAUGGUUGUUACCAUUUCACAUAAAGGAUACCAUGAACAUGGGUGCUGUUCUUAGGUCAUCUUAUUAUUUAGGUGUGAACAAGGUGUUGUUACCUUCUCGUUACAGUUCAGCAUUGAAUCCUGUAGUAAGCAAGGCAAGUGCUGGGGCUCUAGAAGUCAUGAAUAUACAAUCUCUCAAACAUGAUACUUUACUGGAAAAAUGUCUUGUGAAAUGGAGAGACAAUGGUGGAAUAGUUGUUGGAUCUACUGGUAACGAGGGUCAUAGUAAAGCUUUACAUUUACAUCAAUUCACUGUUGAUAAACCAACACUGCUUAUUAUUGGAAACGAGGCUGAAGGAAUCAGUGAGAAUAUAAUUGAACUAUGUGAUGUUUUACUCAAUAUUAAAAAUUAUCAACCAGAACUUCAACAUCUCAACAACUUCUGUGUGGACUCUCUCAAUGUUUCCGUAGCAACAGGGAUACUGCUUCAUUAUAUUAUGAUGAGUAAACAUGGACAUUGAUGAUCCUGUAGAUGAAUGCUUGAUCAAGUUAGAGUACAAUGAAAUGAUGGUUAAUGUCUGUAACUUCAGUGGUAAAUGUAAUAAAAUAUUUUAAAAUAUA
This is a messenger RNA of Ruditapes philippinarum (Manila clam), 1122 nucleotides long. RefSeq names its product rRNA methyltransferase 1, mitochondrial-like. Gene Ontology annotation, biological process: rRNA methylation. The coding region runs from base 36 to 1022 and encodes 328 amino acids. The record is from RefSeq and is a predicted model, not a curated record. The transcript has 9 exons. Lineage: Eukaryota; Metazoa; Mollusca; Bivalvia; Venerida; Veneridae. Gene Ontology annotation, cellular component: mitochondrion. Gene Ontology annotation, molecular function: RNA binding; RNA methyltransferase activity.